Molecule: messenger RNA, 648 nt
Organism: Nezara viridula (southern green stink bug)
Lineage: Eukaryota; Metazoa; Arthropoda; Insecta; Hemiptera; Pentatomidae
Source: the annotation of a GenBank genome assembly
AUGACUUCUAUAGAAAUAACAUCAAGUGAUAAGGAACCAUUGAUUGAAGAACAAACUGAUAAACCUUCUACUUCAUGGUUAAAAGUUUCUAGUGCAUUAUUUUAUGGCGUAUCUUCUUUUAUGAUAACUGUUGUGAACAAAAGUGUUUUAACUAGUUACAACUUUCCUAGUUUUCAAAUGCUAGCUUUUGGACAAAUGUUGACCACAGUUGUAGUUCUAUAUACAUCCAAACAUUUAAAAGUUGUAAAUUUCUCUGAUUUUGAAUCAAAAACAUUUUAUAAACUCUUACCUUUACCUUUUAUUUAUAUUUCUAAUAUGGUAUUUGGACUAGGGGGUACCAAAGAACUUAGUUUGCCCAUGUUUACUAUGUUAAGGAGGUUUUCAAUUUUGAUGACAAUGUUUGCUGAGUUCUGGAUUCUUGGAGUUAGACCAAAACUACCUGUUAAAAUAUCUGUAGCACUCAUGAUUCUCGGUGCUUGUAUUGCCGCUACCACUGAUUUAGGUUUUAACUUCCAAGGAUAUCUAUUUGUUCUACUUUCAGAUUUUCUUACUGCAUCUAAUGGGGUAUUUACAAAAAAGAUUCUCGGAUCUUAUAAAGAACUUGGUUUCUAUAUUAUUUUUCUCUUGAAAAGAGAUACUCUACAAUAA